AGGUCUGUAGAUCAGAGAUAGGCUGGCAGCCGCCAGCCCCUCCUACACUGGAGGUAUCCAGCUGCAUUUGGAUGCCGUGGCUCAUGAGCCGGCUGUGGCACGGCCGGGUUUGCAGGAUGUGGCCGGUGAAUUAUGCAGGUUUGUAGGAUGUGGCCGGUGGGUUAGCGAUGCUCCCGUUCCCCGCAGUGCCCAAUCGCAGAGCGGUGCCGCAGCAGGCGCUGCCCUGCGCUCCCACCGGGGCUGGCGCUCGCAGCCGCCUCAGGAGCACCGAGCGCUGCCGAUGCUGGAGCCCGAAAGCUGAGCGGGCUUGCAAUGACUAUGGGAGAACGCGCAGGACACUCAGCAGAGAGGUCAUCCACGUCAGACCUCAACGUGGCACUGCGUGAAUGUAUGGCAGCUCUGGAUUUAUUUCUUAACAACAAGUUCUCAGAAGCUUUGGCUUCUCUACAAGCAAAAACUAAAGACAGCAUGUAUCAUGCCCUGACCUAUGCCACCAUACUGGAGAUGCAAGCUAUGAUGACAUUUGAUCCUCAGGACAUACUGAAUGCAGGGAACACAAUGAAGGAAGCUCAAGCCACCUGUCAAAGAUUUAGGAAGAAAUCUACUGUAGCUGAUUCUAUCAACAACCUUGUGCACAGGCAAAGCCUUGAACACUUCACUGAAGAGGAAAUCCAUGCAGAAAUUUGUUAUGCUGAAUGUUUACUUCAGAGAGCAGCACUCACAUUCCUCCAGGAUGAGAAUAUGGUCAGCUUCAUAAAAGGAGGCAUCAAAGUCCGAAACAGUUACCAAACCUACAGGGAGUUGGACAGUCUCAUACAGUCCCCACAUUAUGUCAAAGGAGAGAACCAUCUUCAUUUUGAGGGAGGUGUGAAACUUGGAGUUGGAGCAUUUAACCUGACAUUGUCCAUGUUUCCUGCACGGAUUCUGAGAUUACUGGAGUUUGUUGGAUUUUCUGGGAAUAAGGAACAUGGUCUGCUGCAGCUUCAAGAGGGAGCAUCUUCAUACAGCUUUAGGUCGGUGCUGUGUACCAUGCUGUUGCUUUGCUAUCAUACUUUCAUGACCUUUGUGUUAGGGACAGGAAAAGGAAAUGUUGAGGAGGCAGAAAAACUACUUAAGCCUUACUUGGCACGCUAUCCAAAGGGAGCCAUAUUCCUGUUUUUUGCAGGGAGGAUAGAAACACUAAAGGGUAAUAUUGAUGCGGCAGUCCAUAGGUACGAGGAAUGCUGUGAAGCUCAGCAGUACUGGAAGCAGUUUCAUCACAUGUGCUACUGGGAGCUGAUGUGGUGCUUCACCUACAAGCGCCAGUGGAAAAUGGCUUUUUUCUAUGCAGACCUGCUGAGCAAGGAAAAUACUUGGUCAAAGGCUACUUACAUUUACAUGAAAGCUGCUUAUCUCAGUAUGUUUGGACCAGAUGACUGCAGUCCUUUUGGAGACAGCGAAGUUGAAUUAUUUAGGAUUGUUCCCAGCCUGAAACUGAAAAUUGCAGGGAAAUCUCUGCCCACAGAAAAGUUUGCAAUUCGGAAAGCACGACGGUAUCUUUCUUCAAACCCCAUUCCUUUGCCUGUCCCACCUUUGGAAAUGAUGUAUAUCUGGAAUGGCUAUGCUGUAAUUGGAAAAUGUCCCAACUUAACAGAAGGCAUGUUAGAGACUUUAAAUGAAGCAGAAGAAGCAUUGGCAAGAAGUUCAGCUACAGAGCUACUGGCAGAUGACCGGUGUGUGAUAAAGCUGUUAAAGGGAUUAUGCUUCAAGCAUUUGGGCAAGAUCUCAGAAGCAGAAGACCACUUUAAUUACAUCUAUUUAAAUGAGAAGAAGAUAAAAUAUGACCAUUACCUAAUUCCAAAUGCCUUGCUGGAGCUGGCAAUACUGUAUCUGGACCAGGAUAGAAGAGAAGAAGCAAUAAAACUUCUGGAAAAAGCAAAACAAAACUACAAGAAUUACUCCAUGGAAACAAGGACACAUUUCAGAAUUCAAGCUGCCCUGCACCAAGCCAAAUCCGCCCCAGAAAAUGGAAUGCACUGUGGAGCCUCGGCGGUGUCGUAACUUUUUCUUCUUUGAUGUUCUGUUUGUUGAAAACUUUGGUGCAGAAAAUUACUGACACUUUAGAAUUAUUUUUCCUUUUCUUUCAAGUCAGUGAAAAACCAAAUAACUUAAAAUUUCAAAGGUGAUGCAUAAAACAUUAAUCUAGUGUAACAACAUGGCAAAAAAUCUCUCAAACCAACCAUAACCCUGAAAAAUAUUGUUUUUCCAACAGUGGCUUUUUGACACUUGCACACACCUCCAUCUGUGUAAUUCAUUUUCAAUUGUGUGCCUUUUUCUUGCAUUUGCAACAUUCUGUUGUAGCUUGCUUAGUGAAAGGGGAACAUUUGAAAAAAAAACCCAAACAGCAAAACUUUAAGAUUUCCAGAUUUAAUCUGUUAGUUCUAAAUGUUUGUUUGCAUCCAUACUGCUGGCAGCUGAGAAGGAAGCAUUGCUUUUUCCCAGUACCUGCUUAGUUGGAAUGGUGGGAGAAAAUCUCACAGCAGGGAGGAGCUCUGGAUCCUGGGCAUGUCUAGUUGUGCACAGGAAGCUUCUCUUUACCAGAAGAGAAACUAUUCUCUUCACAUUUUUGCUUCUGUAAGAACCCUGCUGGUGGGUGAAAAGAAUGAUCUCCCUUAUGCAAGAACCUUGACUUUUUCUUGAGUUUGGUUUUCCUGUCAAGUCUGCUGCUUGUAGCAGCUGAAUUAAUUUACUGAGGAUUGCAAAGGGAAAGGUGGUGAUGGCAUAAAACUGCAUCACUUCUUCUUUGACAAUGGGAGGUUCUUAGGAAAUGUCUUUUGUCAGAAUGAACAUGAUCUGAAGCUUAUGUCAAAUUGAAAGCACAAGUCCUUGAAGGUCAUUCAGGAGAUGGCAGCACUGCAGGGGCUGGAGCAGCCCAGGAGCUGCUGUGCCAGUGCAGCCCUUCCUGCAGGGGCUGCUCUCAGGAUUCCCAAGCUGAGAUGUCCCCGUUGCACAAGGCUGAUGUUCCCUGUGGGAGGAAGCUGGGGCUGAAGCAGGCUCCCUCACCACAAAGGACAUCUUUAUCUUUCUGCUCUUUAUUGAUCUUUGGGAGGUUUUCUGUGUUAGGGGUUUGAGAAUAGAGCAAUGAGCUGGGUCUGCUUUCCAAUGCUGCCAUGGAAUUCCUGCUUUGCUGGUGAAGUCAGCGGUACCACAGCUUUGCCUCGUGUUUGCUUGCUCCAGGCUAGCUCCAUGUCUGUAUGCCUCUGGGGUUUUGGGGCACACUUCUACCUCCCUUUUGAAAGAGCUUCUUCCCCAUGACCCAUUCUGAUGGGUGGAGAUGGGAGGUCUUCUGACAGCCCUUUCUCUCCAAUGGAGACGUUUGUCAGGAAGAUUCAUAUCUAUGUACCUCACAGUGCAUAUCCUUUCUAAAGUGAUUGUUCCCAGCAGAAGAGAAAAUUGACAGUUUAUAGCUCUGCUUUUGCCUCCUCAAAGGAAAUAAAAUUGUUUUAUAACUGUAGAUUAAUAUGCAAGGAGACAGAACCACCAGUUUCUCAACAUGGAGAACUUGCAUUGUCUUAAAAAUAGAUGCCCUUUAUAAAAGUCUUUGCAAGUUAAAAAUCAUAGAUGAAAAAUGCAUUUUUUAAAGUGACUUUCUCAGAUAAAUUCAGUUCUGAUAAAUUUCUUGAUUCAGAUAAAAUUCAGUAUAAACAAUUAUGCUAUUUACAUGCUGCACAUCAAAACUUCAGUGUAAAAAUUCAGUCAUUCUUUGUAUAGAAUAAAAAAAGUUUCUUGUUCUACUU
Molecule: messenger RNA, 3776 nt
Organism: Zonotrichia leucophrys gambelii
Lineage: Eukaryota; Metazoa; Chordata; Aves; Passeriformes; Passerellidae
Gene: TTC39A
Product: tetratricopeptide repeat domain 39A
Exons: 18
Coding region: 313-2040 (575 amino acids)
Molecular function (GO): protein binding
Source: RefSeq, a predicted model, not a curated record